GUUGGGGAUCUGGUGGGAGAGGGGGAGAGGGUCCUUGGAAUGUGUCUCAUUCAAAGGGGUGUUGAGUCAAGUCAAACUACGAAUUACAGGCUGUACAAAAGCCCUUGACACUAGGGGCCAAACUUGAUUAACCUUACCACCAAGAGGGACCUGAAGUCCCCAGCAUCAACUACAAAUCCCAGGAUACAUUUCACCGAUGGGGUCCGGCAUGCAAUGCGUUCCUUCUGUCUGCGCAGGCUUCGCACAUGCUCACUACCGAGCGGCGGAGCCCUCGUUUCCAUGGGUUCCCGGUCCCCGGCGGGGGCGGGGAAGCGGCCACGCCCCCCACACCGGGCUCCUGGGUGGAGCCGGAAUUUACCUUUGUACUGAACGUGGAGGGUGGGUGGGGUUGGGACGAGUGGCGUCCGUAGGGUGGGGCAGAAUCUGCGUCCGAGAGUCGCCUACUCCAGCUGCUCGCGAAGGUUUGACCCCCACGAAUCAGGCGGCCCGUUGGCCCUCCGGUCCUCCGGCCCUCGACCACCCUUCCCUCCCCGCCGCCAGCUGUCUGGCGGGAGCCCCGCCCCUAAGGCCCGGGGUCGCUGAAGCCCGAGCUUAGCAGGCUCCGCCUUCUCCCCCGGGUUGGAGCCCAUCACCUGACUGCCAGGUUUGGAGCCUUCCUAAUCGGGUAUCCCGGUCCGUACUCGAGGCGUUCUUCAGCGGGGUUGGGUCAGCCCGAAGGAGGGGGCGGGCUUCCUGGCGGUAGGGGGGAGGGGAGGAGUGUCCAAAGCGCCCUCCUCCUCUGAUCCCGCCAGACUCUCACAGAUCCUUCCUAGGCUGCCAUGGCCUCGGACGUUCCCGGGCCAACCGAAGAGUCGGGCCUUAGUCCCGAUGGGUCGGAUCUGGCCGUGAAUCCCUACGACGGACUCCCCUUCUCUUCCCGAUACUACACGCUGCUGGCCCAGCGUCGGGCCCUCCCGAUCUGGGCUGCGCGCUUUAGCUUCCUCGAGCAGCUGGAGAGCAGCCCUAGUGGGGUAGUGCUUGUGUCGGGAGAGCCUGGCUCCGGCAAGAGCACCCAGAUUCCUCAGUGGUGUGCCGAGUUUGCUCUGGCCAGGGGGUUCCAGCAUGGCCGAGUGACUGUCUCACAGCCCCAGCCUCUGGCUGCCCUGAGCCUAGCUCUUCGAGUAGCUGAUGAAAUGGACCUAAGCUUGGGCCAUGAAGUUGGCUACAGCAUCCCUUUGGAGGACUGCACUGGACCAGACACCCUGCUCAGGUUCUGCUGGGACAAACUGCUAUUACAGGAAGCAGCCUCAGCCCGAGGUGCAGGAGCUUGGGGUGUUCUGGUACUGGAUGAGGCCCAGGAGCGGUCAGUAGCCUCAGAUGUGCUGCAGGGAUUAUUGCGGGAUGCAGGGUUAGGGAACAGCCUCGAGGGCCCACGCUUAGUUGUCGUCACCGAUCCAGCCUUUGAAUCCAAGCUCUGUGCCUUUUGGGGUAACCCUCCUGUGGUUCGAGUCGCCCAGAGGCCAGAAGAAGGCCCUAUUCCUGUGUACAGAGAUCCUGCUCCCACAGAUCUGGUGGGUGCUGCCUGCAAGGCUGUGCUGGAAUUACAUCAGGAUGGAAUUCCAGGAGAUGUGCUGAUCUACCUACCCAGUGAAGAGAACAUUUUGCAGUGCUGUGAGUGUCUUCGAAAGGAGGCAGAGAGGUUGGAUCCCGAACUGACCCCAUUUCAGGUGCUACCACUACAUGCUGGACUUGGCCGGGCUGUACAGGCUGUGUAUGAGGAUGUGGAAGGAGGCCCUCGGAAGGUGGUGGUCACUCAUUGGCUGGCUGAUUCAUCUUUUUCUCCUUCAAUCCGCCACGUUAUUGACUCAGGACUGGAGCUUAGAAAUGUUUAUAAUCCUCAGAUCCGAGCUGAAUCCCAAGUGAUGAGGCCGAUCAGCAAAAGCCAAGCAGAAGCCAGGAGGCUGAGAACCAAAGGCCCCCCACUAGGAUCCUGUCUCCGCCUGUAUCCCAAAUCUUUUUUGGAGUUAAGAGCUCCCUCAGUUCCUUCACCUCGGGUAUGUGAGGAGAAUCUAAGCCGACUAGUGCUACUGUUAAAGAGGCGACACAUUGCAGAGCCAGGAGAGUGUCACUUUCUAGACCGGCCGGCCCCAGAGGCUCUAAUGCAGGCGCUAGAAGACCUGGACUAUCUGGCUGCCUUGGAUGAUGAUGGUGACCUGUCAGACCUAGGAGUCAUUCUUUCUGAACUGCCCCUGCCCCCCGAGUUAGCCAAAGCCCUCCUGGCUGCCUGUGAAUUUGACUGUGUGGAUGAGAUGCUGACCCUAGCAGCCAUGCUCACCACUGCCCCUGGCUUUGAGGGCCCCCCGAAGUGUGCAGAGGAGGCUGCCCGACGACGCGCACUGGAACACCCAGACGGUGACCACAGCACCCUGAUUCAGGUGUAUGAAGCCUUUAUACAGAGUGGGGAGGAUGAGAAUUGGUGUCGGGCUCGGGGUCUGAGCUGGGCUGCACUGUGCCAGGCCCAGGCAUUUCGGGGAGAGCUCCUGGAAUUGAUGCGCCGAAUUGAACUUCCCCUGUCUCCACCAGCAUUUGGCUCUGAACAGAAUCGAAAAAAUCUUCAGAGAGCACUGGUGUCGGGGUACUUCCUCAAGGUAGCUCGAGAUACAGACGGAGCUGGCAAUUACCUGCUCCUGACGCAUAAGCAUGUGGCUCACCUGUCCCCCUCCUGCUGCUACACAAAUCGCCGACCCCCCGCCCAACCUCCUCCCUGGGUGCUUUACCACAACUUUUCCAUCUCCCAAGACAACUGCCUCUCUAUUGUGUCUGAGAUCGAGCCCCACAUGCUGGUGGAGCUGGCUCCCCCCUACUUCCUGAGUAACCUGCCUCCCAGUGAGAGCCGAGACCUGCUGAAUCAGCUGAGAGAAGAGAUGAAUGGAGUCUUCUCAGGGAAUGAACCCCCCAGCCAGGACCUCAGCCUGGAUGAUAAAGAUGCUUGUGCCCUGCAGUGAUCUCUGUCUGAGGACCUGCCUUGAGAGGAGCCACAAAUGGCAGCGUCACCUGCCUGUCCCAGGGCCUGGCCACAAAUUGUAGGACCCAGGGGACAGGGUGUGGGUGUGCAAGGAAUACAGGGUAAGGACACACAAGGGGUUUUAGCAGGGGAGGGACCAGAAUGACCAGGAGGGUGCCCUCCUUCCCUCCCCCACCACCCUCACCACAAAAGCUUUUGCUCUGCCUUGAUUUUUCUGGAUGACUUCUUAGAGGCAUCAUGUACUGUGGACACAAGGAGUUCGUGAUCCUGGGCUUGGGGGCAGGGUGGUGACAACUGGGUGUCCGAGUGAAUGGAGGGACAGCCUGCAGUCAGCAAGACCCAACUUCAAAUCCAGCGGCACACACCACUUGGAUGUCCUUGGAGGCAAAUCACUUUACUGCUGUUUGCCUCAGUUUUCUCAUCUGUGAAAUGGUGACAAUAAAAACACCUACCUCACAGGGUUGUUGUGAGGAUCAAAUGCCAUAAUGAUUGUAAAGUGCUUAGCACAGUGCCUGGCACAUAGUAAGCACUAUCUAAAUGUUAGUUAAUUAUUAUCAUCAUCAUCAUCA
Messenger RNA from Antechinus flavipes (yellow-footed antechinus), 3573 nucleotides. RefSeq names its product DEAQ-box RNA dependent ATPase 1 (gene DQX1). Gene Ontology annotation, cellular component: spliceosomal complex; intracellular anatomical structure. The record is from RefSeq and is a predicted model, not a curated record. Gene Ontology annotation, molecular function: RNA binding. Lineage: Eukaryota; Metazoa; Chordata; Mammalia; Dasyuromorphia; Dasyuridae.